This is a messenger RNA of Trichechus manatus latirostris (Florida manatee), 2893 nucleotides long. RefSeq names its product von Willebrand factor A domain containing 7 (gene VWA7). Bases 66 to 2741 code for a protein of 891 amino acids. The record is from RefSeq and is a predicted model, not a curated record. Lineage: Eukaryota; Metazoa; Chordata; Mammalia; Sirenia; Trichechidae. The transcript is spliced from 18 exons.
CCUGUGACGCCACGCCCUGGCCAGCCCUGCCCAGAAGACCCAGCAGCCAGGUCGAUGUCUUGACCAUGCUGCCUGUGAAGGUGCCCCCACCCAACCUGGGCCCCUCAGCACUGCUCCUGCUGCAGCUGCUGCUGCCCCCUACAUCCGCCUUCUUCCCCAAUUUCUGGAGCCUUCUGGCUGCUCCCGGCUCCAUCACCCACCAGGACCUGACGGAGGAGGCGGCGCUUAAUGUCACUCUGCAGCUCUUUCUGGAGCAGCCACCUCCCGGCCGCCCACCCCUUCGUCUGGAGGACUUCCUGGGCCGCACCCUUCUUGCCGACGACCUCUUUGCCGCCUACUUUGGGUCUGGAUUUCCUUCCCGACGGUUCCGAGCAGCCUUAGGGGAGGUGUCUCGUGCUAACGCAGCCCAGGACUUCCUGCCAACUUCCAAGAAUGACCCUGACCUGCACUUUGAUGCUGAAAGGCUUAGCCAGGCGCGCACACGCCUGGUGACAGCUCUAAGGGAGACCCUAGUGGCUGCCAGAGCCUUUGACCACACCCUGUCCCGCCAGCGCCUUGGGGCUGCCCUUCAUGCCUUGCAGGAUUUCUACAGCCACAGCAACUGGGUGGAACUGGGGAAGGAGCAGCCACACCCUCACCUCCUGUGGCCAAGGCAGGAGCUUGGGAGCCUGGCACAAGAAAGUGACCCUACCUGCUCCGAUUGUGAGCAGUUGAGCUGCCUUGGGAAUUUGCUGGACUUCCAGUUCCUCACCUCUGGCUACUUUGGAACACAUCCUCCCAAACCUCCAGGGAAAUGCAGCCAUGGGGGCUAUUUUGACCAGAGCAGCUCCCAGCCACCCCAAGGAGGCAUCAACAAGGAUAGCACAUCCCCAGGCUUCUCCCCCCACCAUGAGCUGCACCCCCAGGCUGCAAAACUGGCCCUUCUAGCCUCCAUCCAGGCCUUUAGCCUCCUGCGAAGCCGACUGGGAGACAGAGGUUUCUCCAGGCUCCUAGACAUCACCCCAGCCUCCAGUCUGAGCUUUGUCCUGGACACCACGGGCAGUAUGGGUGAGGAAAUCAAUGCUGCUAAAAUCCAGGCUCGCCACAUUGUGGAGCAGCGGCGGGGCAGCCCCAUGGAGCCUGCCCACUAUGUCCUGGUACCUUUCCAUGACCCAGGGUUUGGCCCUGUCUUUUCUACCAGUGACCCAGACAGCUUCUGGCAACAACUCCAUGAGAUCCAUGCCGUGGGAGGUGGAGACGAGCCUGAGAUGUGCCUAUCAGCCUUGGAGCUGGCCCUGCUGCACACACCUCCACUCUCAGACAUCUUUGUCUUCACUGAUGCCUCCCCCAAGGAUGCCCUUCUCACCAACCGGGUGGAAUCUCUGACUCGGGAGCGACGAUGCAGAGUGACAUUCCUAGUGACUGAAGACCCAUCAAGGGUUCAGAUUCGGGCCCGGCGUGAGGUCUUGUCCCCUCUGCGUUUUGAGCCAUAUGAGGCAGUGGCCCUAGCCUCAGGAGGAGAAGUGAUCUUCACCAAAGACCAACACAUUCAGGAUGUGGCAGCCAUAGUUGGGGACAGCAUGGCUAACCUGGUGACCCUUCCCCUAGAACCCCCUGUCGUGGCGCCUGGAAGGCCGCUUACAUUCAGUGUGGAUGAGCUGCUACAGAAUAUUACAGUCCGGAUCCAUGGGGAGAUUAGCAGCUUCUGGAUCAGAAAUCCUACAGGGGUCUUUCAGGGCCAAGAAGAAGGUGAGGGUCCUUUAGGUCACACUCGACGUUUUGGGCAGUUCUGGAUGGUGACCGUAAAUGACCCUCCACAGACAGGGACCUGGGAGAUCCAUGUCACAGCUGAGGGCACCACCCGAGUGAGAGUGCAAGCCCAGACCUCACUGGACUUCCUCUUUCACUUUGGGAUCCCAGUGGAGGAUGGGCCCCACCCUGGCCUCUACCCCCUGACUCAGCCAGUUGCAGGUCUCCAGACUCAGCUGCUGGUAGAGGUGACAGGGCCCGGCUCCAGAGGCAAUUCUGGGGGUCAUGGGCCACGUUUCUCCCACGUCGUCCUUCGAGGGGUCCUGGAGGGCGCUGAGCUGGGCCGGGUGCCCUUGGAGCCCACAGGACCCAGGGAGCAAGGUCUCCUCGUGGCCUCGCUGCCGCCCACGCUGUUGUCCUCGCCAGGACCCUUCUCUCUGGAAUUGAUUGGCCAGGACGGCGGGGGGCGGGGCCUGCACAGGGCGGCCCCCCAACCCUGCGCUGUGGUCCCUGUUCUUCUGGAGCUCAGUGGCCCCCCUGGUUUCCUGGCCCCGGGCAGCAAGGCCCCACUCAGCCUCCAUAUCGCCACUUUCUCGGGCCCUCAGGAUCUCGACCUUAGGACAUCGGUCAACCCCAGCUUUGCCCUCACCUCUAACCUCUCCAGGGUUCGUCUUGGGCAGAAUGAGUCCGCCUGGGGGUGCCUGUGGCUGGAGGUCCCAGAUUCAGCCGCCCUGGACUCCGUGGUGAUGGUGACUGUGACUACGGCAGGUCGAGAAGCCAACUCAGUGCCCCCGACCCAUGCUUUCCUCCGGCUCCUUGUGCUGGCCCCAGCCCCCCAGGACGAGCUCACUGCCUUUGCCCACUCAACCGGCCCUGUCCUCACGACUGCCAGUCCUGCCUUUCGCCUCUCCACUUUGGUGACUCAUGGCAGGGCCAGGGGACAGAUGGCAGGCAGCCCCUGGUGGGGCACAGUUGGAGGGGUACUGCUCCUGCUCUGCUUAGCCUCUUGGUAACACAAUAGCCCUUAGAGAGCCUGCAUCCUCUGAAGCUGGAAGAGGCAGGAAGCAGAAGUUGACUCUGGGCUACUGCCAUUCCUCUCAGUCCCUGACUGGGUUCAUUGUCUGGUCACUGGGUAUGAGCCCAGACUGACCACUGAGGACCUGGA